This is a messenger RNA of Copidosoma floridanum, 1854 nucleotides long. RefSeq lists its product as uncharacterized. NCBI's taxonomy places the organism in Eukaryota, Metazoa, Arthropoda, Insecta, Hymenoptera, Encyrtidae. Gene Ontology annotation, cellular component: nucleus. The record is from RefSeq and is a predicted model, not a curated record.
UAUACCGAUAACAAAAAUGUCAAAGCGUUGUGAAAAAAAGUUUUGAUUUACGAAACGUGCAAUUUAAAUCGUCAGGAUGAACAUCGAGAGUAAGAUAAAUGUGCACCAGUCGUCCUUGGUCGGACUGAAAGCAGAAUUGUUGCGGAAAAAAAGCGAAGUCGAGGAAGCAAAGGCGAGCCAGCAAAAUGUCCAGUACCUCAACAAACAGAGGGAAAAGAUCAACAGAAAAUCACAAAAGGAGCAAAAAAAGGAAGAAAGAAGAAAACGAAGGGAGGAGAAAGAAGAGAGGGACGAGGAUCCCGAGACUAUGAAAGCCCACAAAAAGUCACAGCUGAUGCUGCAGGCAAAAUCUAGGUUAUACUCCCAGCUGUCAAAGUCGCACACCACCAUAAAUCCAAAUUUCCUUGUGGAUUUCGAAAACAAGCCAGACUGGUCGGAUCACUCCGAUGAAGAGGACAGGUGUAAAGAUAACGAAAAAGACGAUGAUGAUUACGCGAGUGACUACGAUGAUUCUGACAGUGAGUGGGUGGAGUACACGGAUUGCUUUGGGCGUUCAAGGAAGUGCUUGCGGGAAGAUCUGCCAAAGAUGCGGGAGAAGGAUGAUGAUCUGAGGAAAACAAUUGUAGAGGUUCCACCAAAGAGAGCUAAAGAGCAAGUGCAGUUUUUCGAAGACAGGGAGCCCAUGAAAGAACCAACUAUCGACGUCAUGAGGAGGAAGUGGGAAGAACAAACUGCUAAGCUAGCCAACAAGGCUGACAUUCAUUAUCAGGAUAUUCUGUUUGACGAAGCGAGAUCUCAUGGUGUUGGGUAUUUUGCCUUUUCUCAAGACGAAGAAGAGAGAGCCAAGCAGCAAGAAAGUUUGGUCAAAUUGAGAAAAGAAACUGAGCGAAAGCAGCAGGAAAAUCAGAGAAUACUGGAGAUGAAAGAAAAAAUACAGCAAAACAGACUGAAAGCUGCCAGAAUCAGGCAGAGGCUCAGAGCUGGACUGCCUCUUGAGGAUGCUGAAGAAGACAAAACUGAAAACAGUAACGAGGCAUCAAAUCAAGAAGACAAUGGCAAAAAAGAGAGCGUUGUGGAAAGUGUAGAAGCUCAGAAAGAGAAAGAAAAUGACGAGAGCAGUAAAAAUGUCGAUAGCAAGGAAAGCAGUCAGGAUGAAGUAGCUAGGAAAAAACUUGAAGUUAUCGAGGACAAGGUGAAGGCCUUUGGUGAAUUAUUGGGUAAAAGAAAUAAAUGGUAUGUCAUGUCCCAAGAUGAAUGGGUGCAAAAGAAGAGAAAAGAAAGGAUAGAUGAGUUUGCACCAACAUACAAGAACUUUGAACAGGGUGAAACUUUAAAUAGUAAUAGAUCCUUGAAAGAUUCAACAAAUAUCUGCGAAUCUUUGAACAAAGACUCGGAUGUGAUUGAUCAUAAGGCUCCUAAUCAAAAUAAAUCGAGUGUUAUGGAACCUGCGCCACAACUUUUCAGUGUAGAAAGUUUUGAUAGGUCUGUGCCACCACCUUUGAAUAUAAAUUUUACAGGACCAAUGCUACUAUCUACAGAUUACAUAGGACCGGCACCUCCUACAUUGACUGAAGAAUGUUAUAUUGGACCAGUACCACCACCUUUGGAAGCUUUUAGAGAACCAGUACCUCCUUUAUUGCCUAAUGAAGAUUUUAUAGGCCCCGUACCACCAUCUUCAGACAAUUGUAUAGGACCAGUAUCUCCACCUGCUCCAAUAGAUAUCCCACAAAUUUCCAAAGAUUUGGUGUCCAAUGUAAAUGUUGAGGAUCAGAUUGCUGCUGGAUUGAAGUUUUUGAGACAACAGUUUGAAAGCAAACAUCGUAAGAGAUAGUGUCUAAUGAGAAAUGUGUGGGA